Molecule: messenger RNA, 1086 nt
Organism: Engraulis encrasicolus (European anchovy)
Lineage: Eukaryota; Metazoa; Chordata; Actinopteri; Clupeiformes; Engraulidae
Gene: org
Product: oogenesis-related gene
Exons: 11
Coding region: 11-1000 (329 amino acids)
Source: RefSeq, a predicted model, not a curated record
CUCUAGAUUUAUGCCAACACCUGGGUGGCCAAGUUCACGCGCAUCCCGUCAUCCAAGAAGCAGCAUGACCUCUGAGGGCAACAUUGUGGUCGUGCAGGAGGAAACAAGCCAGUCUAAGGAAGUUUCUACCCCGAAGAGAGCUGGUGUGGUGUCCACAGCGCUCUGUCGAAUUUCUCAGAUUUGGCCGCUCAGAUUGGUGAUGCGUGCUUUCCGCGGAUUCUGGUGGUUUUUCGGUUUCUCUGGUCCCGAGAAGCCCCUGUCCCCUGCUGGAGUCGAGUCUCCCACACGCACCUGUCAGACGGGCCGCAAGCGACUAUGGAGAGCCACUCGCAUACUGCUAGCCGUCAUCCCCGGCAGGAUUCGCAAUGCGCUGGGCUACCCGGUGUGCACCAGCAUCGGCCGCACAGUUUGCUCAGAGGUGCAGUUUUCCCCUACCAAACCCCAUGGCAAGGGCAGCAAGAGGAAACAAGAUGACGUGGAGGAUGAUGACGAUGAGGAAGAGGUGGAGCAGCCAUCCUGGGUCGACGCCCUCAAUCAGGAGCUGAGCGGCGAACAGGAUCCAAAUGACCCGGACUAUGAGCCUACCAGUGUAGUGACCGACAGUGAGGAGUACUGCUCUCACAACGACACCGAGAGCGACAUUGAGGUUCAAGACGGCCAUGCUGUAAUUAAAGACGUCAACCAGGAAGCGGCCACCUCAGACUCUCCUGAUUCGGAUGACCCUGACUGUGAGGUCCUGUUGCAGGAUGCGGAUGUGGGUGCGUCUGAUGCACCUGACUCAGAGGACCCUGACUAUGAGCCUGGCAACGUAGUCACGGACAGUGAGGAGUACUGCUCCCAUAACGACACUGGGGACAUGAGCGAACUUGACGUUGACCAAGGUGUUGUUGUAAUCGAGGAUGUCAAAGCGCCUAGCGGAGAUGAGCAGAGUAACGGAGAUGGCUACACUGAAUUUGAGAAGGGUGCCAAGGAUGUUGAAAAGGAGGUGGCCAAAAACUGAAUGAAUGAGAUUCUGGAAUGUCUGUUCAAAUGUGUUUUUCUACAUGUUGUUUGUUAUAUAUUCAGAAAUAAAAAAAUGUUUUCAAA